GCUUACGUCUGUCUCGACACAACAUACGUACAGAGCUGCGCGUUCACUCUUUUCGGAUCAGCAACAAUGAGGGUUUUGCACAGCUUUGUUUCUUCACUACUCCUUUCGAGUGCAGCGAUUGUAUCUGCUGCUUCCUCGUGGAGCUUUGAAGAUGCUACUGUUUCGGUUACGAGCAAAGGUGCUGGUGUAGGCGGAGGUUCCAAGGACAGUCUGAGCCCUUCGAAGCCGCUCGGAAAGUCCGUAUCACUGGGCGCGACUGACACGUUGAAGCUCGUCCUUACCACAGUCGAUGGAGGCACUGCGAAGCGUCCACACCAAGCAUACUUGACUCUGACCGACCCUGUCACUGGCGUAGAAGACUCGUUUGUGUUUAGUGUGAAGGAUAGUGGAAAGGGCAAAGUCGACCUGUCUCACAAGGAUCUACCCCAUCAAUUCUUGACAGCCGAGAAACCAAUUGCUGCGUCCAUUGUCAUUGGGUCGCUUGGUUCAUCCAAGCCGUACAAGAGCAAGGUGUUUGACCUUAACGUCACUCGCGACACCAGCAUUCCUCUAAGCGUCCCCAACCCGCCAGUGCGCUUCGCCGCCGAGCCCGAGAUCCAUCACAUCUUCCGCGACGACCCCAAGUCUCCACCAAAGGUCAUAACUCUUGUGUUCGCGGCUGCUGUUGCUGCUGCGCUGCCCAUCCUGCUUGGAGCAUGGGCUAUUUUGGGCGCAAACGCUAGCCAUUUGGGCAAGGCCCUGGGUAACGCCCCUGUGUCGCACGCCCUUUUCUACGGUUCUAUACUGGCUAUGGAGGGUAUCUUCUUUUUGUACUACACGACUUGGAACCUUUUCCAGACCCUGCCAGCUGCUGCUGCCGUCGGAAUCGUUGCCUUUUUGAGCGGCAGCCGAGCUCUGUCCGAGGUUCAGGAGCGUCGACUGGCUGGCUUGAGAUAGGUAGAGGUGGGAACUGAAAAUGGCACUAUGGUCUGAACAUCGAAGACAAGAAUCCGAAAGGGGGUCAUGGAUGGCAUACAAAACGCCACUAAGCGCGGAAAAAGGACAACAAUGGGACUAUUGUAUAUUAUGCAUGCUGAAUGAUUAAAUACUAGAAUACAGGCUGGGCUCACUGCGAUACCAGCAAGUCCAUGCACUUGGAAGUGUGUAUGGUGUCCUUUUUUUCCGUUAUGCCACCUACAGAUGAUUACCCUUGUGAUUAGGAUAUGGGACGAG
Bipolaris sorokiniana ND90Pr is the source of this 1212-nucleotide messenger RNA. RefSeq lists its product as uncharacterized. Gene Ontology annotation, biological process: protein N-linked glycosylation. NCBI's taxonomy places the organism in Eukaryota, Fungi, Ascomycota, Dothideomycetes, Pleosporales, Pleosporaceae. The record is from RefSeq and is a predicted model, not a curated record. Gene Ontology annotation, cellular component: membrane; oligosaccharyltransferase complex. The coding region runs from base 67 to 936 and encodes 289 amino acids. The transcript is spliced from 3 exons.